Messenger RNA from Phytophthora sojae, 1079 nucleotides. RefSeq lists its product as hypothetical. The transcript is spliced from 2 exons. Gene Ontology annotation, biological process: pyrimidine nucleotide-sugar transmembrane transport. Gene Ontology annotation, molecular function: UDP-galactose transmembrane transporter activity. Lineage: Eukaryota; Oomycota; Peronosporomycetes; Peronosporales; Peronosporaceae. Bases 39 to 1079 code for a protein of 346 amino acids. The record is from RefSeq and is a predicted model, not a curated record. Gene Ontology annotation, cellular component: Golgi membrane.
CCGCCUCGACACCUUCCUUCAGGCAUCGCAGCGGCACCAUGGAGCUCUCCCCGGCGGCACUCAAGUACGCGAGUCUGUGCGUGUUGUGCGUGCAGAACAGCCUGCUGGCCAUCCUCAUGCGGCUCUCGCGGGUCGGCACCUUCCCGCGCUUCAACCCGGCCACGGCCGUGUUCGUGGGGGAGGCGCUCAAGCUCGCCACGGCCUUCGCCGUGCUCUUCCACGAGUUCAACUCGCUCAAGGAGCCGCAGCGCCGGAAGCGCAUGGGCGAGUCCUUCCGCACCAUCACCAACGUCAACGAGCUGCUGCGCGUGAGCGUGCCCGCCAUGCUCUACGUGGUGCAGAACAACCUGCAGUACGUGGCCGUGUCCAACCUGGACGCGCCCACGUUCCAGGUCAUGUACCAGCUCAAGAUCCUCACCACCGCCAUCUUCUCCGUCGUGAUGCUGCGCAAGACGGUGCUGCCGACGCAAUGGGGCGCCAUCGUCACGCUCAUGAUGGGCGUCGCCCUGGUGCAGUUGGACGAGGACUCGUCCAGCGCCGCCGCUGCGACGGCUAAGACAGGCCAGAGCACCACCAAGGGCCUGCUGGCCGUGGUCGCUGCGUGCGUGUGCUCGGGCUUUGCCGGUGUGUACUUUGAAAAGAUCCUCAAGGGGUCGGGGGCGAAGACGACUCUGUGGGAACGCAACGUGCAAAUGUGCUUCCUCGGGCUGGCGCUGUCUGGCGGCGGACUGGUGUACAACGACCUGGAGUCGAUCGUGAGUCUCGGCUUCUUCUACGGCUACCGCCCUGUGGUUUGGGCUGCGAUCUGUAUGAGCGCGUUCGGUGGCCUGCUCACUGCGGUUGUGGUCAAAUACGCCGACAACAUCUUGAAGGCCUUCGCCACGUCCAUCGCCGUGGUGCUGUCGGUCAUCUUGUCGGUGUUUGUGUUCGACAAGGUGCCCACGGGGCAGUUCGUCAUCGGAGCCAUUCUGGUCAACGGCUCCGUGUACGUGUACGGCAAGGCCCCGGAGUGGCGCAAAGACCACCUCGAGCCUAUCUUGCCUCUGGCUGGCGGCAAAGACCCGAAAGACGUCGUCUAG